GCUCUCGCGUUAUCUCCAUCGGAAUGUUACAAAAUGGCGACCUCCAUGUAAUUUUUUUGAGAACUGCGAAUUAUUUCACUUUGUCAGUGUUGCAGCAUGACAAACGAGAUUGCAGAAAGCAUUACGGCUUCCCUUGUUAGGGAAUACCUAAGCCGAAAGGGUCUGAAAACAACACUACAAGUGUUGGAUGAAGAGCUGCCACGUGAUGCUGACAGUAUCAGCAACCGGCAACAGCUGGUUAAAGAGCUUCACAUUGAAAAAAUAAUGAAGAAAAACAAGGAACAAUCACAGCCCCUAAAGGCAAUGCUGGAAGUGAUCACUCAGCACUUGUUGAUGAGUAGGCCAAGUUCCAGCAUGAAGAAUGGGGACCUAGGACAGGUUGUUACCAAACAGGGGCCAUCUGUUACCAUGGAAACAAACUACCCCAGAUCAGGGCUGAAGUCUGCAUACUCAUCUAAGUCACAGUACCCAACUGUGGAGGACACUGAUUCCAGAUUUGAUGGAUUUCCUAUGGUACAACAGACAGACGAGGAUGACCUGCUGAAGCCAGACCCAAAUUUCUCUUACCCUUCACAGAGGUUAAAACCUAAACCUGCAGCCCCAAGUUUUGCAAAGAAACCAGAGAACAAAGUUAAAACAAAAGGGAACAAUGACCUUGUGAUAGAAGACAGUGUGGAAGGGGAAACAAUCUUAGGAGAUGGCAAGGCUGGAGUGAUGUCCCUUGAGGAGGAAGAGGACCAACUUCCCACAAGGUCAUUGCAAUCUCGUCCACGCAGUAGCAACAAGCCCCGCUCAGUUGGUCUUGGAAUGUCUGGUCCCAUUAUUAACACAGAGGACACGGGCAGAAGAAAAUUCAAUAAGCCUCGUCCAAUGUCAGCCAGUAAAAAUCAAAGACUAAACAUAUUUGAGAAUGACGCACCAAAGUUGAAUCUUGACUCUAUAAACCCUAUCAGUGCCAAAUCCGCUUCAACGCCAACAGUUAUACAUUCCAAACCAUUACCAACAACGGAAAGUGCAACAAAGGCAGCCAAAAACUUCAACUUUAGAUCACUUAGCAGUGAAUCAGACUCUACUGUGAAAGAGAUAGAAACGUUGAUAUCUGGUGAAAGGAAGAAGUCCAUUCAGGAUGUGUUGGAGAUAGAGAAAGAAACGCGCCCCCACACGGCCACCAGGAGGCAGUCGUCCAUUGAGAAGGAGACGCAGCAUUACAGUGUGGAUAAAUCCAGUAUAGCUGCAAAGGGGAGAAAACCUGGUCUUGGAAGUCAGACCUCCUCCAGCAACUCACUAAAGGUGGGAGAUCUAGAGAUGGGAGACGUUGACAACCUAGAUGAUGACCUUGCCAAGCUUGACCUUGCCCCCCGUGUGACCUCAGCAAAGGUCAACAAGAACCAGUACAACUCCAAACCCAUCGACGUCAAAACUGCUGUUGCACUGAAGCAGCUGGUAUUUGGGAACCCCAUGGCCAGCUUCAAUGAUGAAUGGAAAUUUCAGAGCUUCAGCUUCUGUGAUAUGCCCAAACUCAAAUAUGGCAUAGUACAAAAGAAGGGAGGCCCAUGUGGGGUUCUUGCGAGUGUCCAGGCUUGUGUUCUACAGGAACUGCUGUUUGGUGAGAAGAAAAUACCCCCACAGAGAUUCAAUGAGCCCACAUAUGAGGAGAGAACUGAGGCUCUGUCUGCUGCCCUGGCCAAGGUAUUCUGGAGAUGCGGCGAGAAGAGAAAGGCUGUAGUCUGCCUGCCAUCCAGCAGACCAGUUAUAGGAAGUGGAGGAAAAUUCAAAGCUGAUGAGUUCAUAGAAACAUUAAGCCUCUACACAUUCAUAGAUUUUGAGGAGUUGAGUUCAUUCAUGAAGCAGGUGGUCUCCCAGUUUGAGCUGGAUGGACAGGGCGGGGUGAUGCUUUCUCUGUACUCUGCAAUACUGUCUCGGAAAGUCGAAGGAGUGAAAGAUGACAUGGACGUCCCUACAAACGCACUAAUGGGGGCCCACGGCUACUGUACUCAGGAGAUGGUGAAUCUGUACCUAUCCGGUCGUGCUGUUUCCAAUGUGUUCAAUGACGUAAUGGAGCUUGAUUCUGGGGAUGGCAACAUCAUGAUGCUCAAGGGAGUUGUAUCACGUUGUGACGUGGGUCUACUGUCACUCUUUGAACAUUAUAAAUCCUGUCAGGUGGGUACGUACAUGAAGACGCCCCGGUACCCAAUCUGGGUGAUCUGCAGUGAGAGCCACUUCAGCGUGCUGUUCUGUGUCCGCAAGGAGCUCACCAGCGACUGGAAGGCAGAGAGGAGGUUUGAUCUCUACUAUUUUGACGGGCUGGCCAGACAGCAGGAGGAAAUACGCCUCACUGUUGACACAAACAAUAGAGCAUUCGUACCUCCAUCACAUGAAGAGCUGGUUCCACCUAUUGACCACUGUAUACGAACCAAGUGGGAAGGCGCAGAAGUUGACUGGAAUGGAACAGAACCAUUGUUAUAGUAGACUGGAACACAGUAGCUGAUUCAUGGUAUUCAAGUGGAUCCAUGGUAUGAAUGGAUUGGAUAGGCUCAGAACAGUUGCAGUAGUGGCAUUGUAAGGAUUCAUAGUUUAAGUGAACGGAACUAAAACUAUACCACUGCUGUAGUUGACUGAAGUUGAGCCACUGAUGUUAUGUGUUUUAAACUUCUCGAGUGGAAUGGAAGUAAACCACGUCUGUAACGGAAAGGAAUGUAACUCACCACUGCUGAGCUUGAAUUGAACAAAACACACUGCUGAAGUUGACUGGAAAAUGAACCAAGCCACUGCUGUAGUGGCAUGCAAUAAAACAUACUGCUGAGGUCGACUGAAAUGAACUAAACCACUGUUCUAGUGGCAGGCAACUUAAACGGUUAUAGUAGACUAAAAUGGAGUUGGAUAGAUGGUUUAAAAUAGCAUGUCACCCAAAUGGUACUGCUGACCAACACAGAUUAUAUGAAGACUGCUACAUAAAAGAAGUUAGUUGUAUAAAAAAGAAGGAAUGCUGUUGGUUAGUUGUAAAUAUUGCCAGUUUUACCAAAAUGACACCACAGCUGCUGGGUACUUGUUCAUGUAUCAUAUUUUUACUUUAAAUCUGCACUAUUUGAUUGAGUGAAGACCUAUGCUAUGCAUGUCACUUUGAGAAGAGGAUCUGCCUUUUGACCUACAAAUGUUUGAAACCAGGCAGGUAUAUUCAGAAGUAUUGUAUUUGGAUAGCAUCUGGAUAGUCCUGUUUUGGCAUUUGUUGGUCCCUCUAUGAUAGGUUAAGUCAAUUGUACUGUUUAUUUUUUUCUAGUGUCAUCAAUACAAUUACACCACUUGCUACAAUUAUUUGAUACUUAUUAAUAACUAUUCCCUAUUUAAUAAUAGUAUUUAUAAGUAUAGCUCAACAGUUAACUUGACCUUAGCUUUGUUUAAGAAAUGGUCCAAUCUGCAUCCACUCGGGAGGAGGUUUGCUUGUCAAACAGAUCUUGUUCAACACUGUUUUGAAAAUUUAGUGUUAUGUAUAUGCACCUGUUAUUGCCACGUGUAGGAAUUAAAUAUUUAAUAAAACAUGCUGUCAUUUUUGAGAAAAUUCUCAUUAAGCCAUAUUUGGAUUCUUAAUGUGUUAGUUUUUUCCAAAAAUAACCGUAUUCUUAUAAAUAAGAAACACAGUUUAUCAAGUUUAACGUAUCAUGAAAGAAUAUAUAGGCAUAAGAUAAGGUGUGUGUGUCAUGGAAAAUUCCCAGCAAUUUCCAUACAUUAUUAUUAUGAUGCAGUUUUUAUUUAUAUAUAUAUAUAUAUGUGCCACAGUAGGACAUGCCAACAUUACAGAAUUCAUUACCUGCUGUAGAAUUUCUUACAUUUAUGGUAUCAUAGUAGUCAAAAUCAAUUGAUACAUUAUUGUUUUGGAUAUUAAUUUUUUUUCUCAUUUCGUGUCUUGUCUUGUCUGCCUUUAAGAGGUCUUUAAUUGCACAAAUAAAUCUGCUGCUAUGUGAAGUGUUGAAAAUUACAUAUAAAUUUCAUGUUACAAAUAUUUAUUAUUGUCAAUUUUUCAAUGAGAAUCAAAAACUAUACAGCAUCUGUGAUAGAAAAAGCAUGUCUUGUUUAAAAAAUGUUAAUUCACUUCAUUGUCUGAGAUGUUAUAUUCAAAAGUGUGUAAUGACACUUAUAUUUAAUUCAAUGCUUUUUUUUGUAUGUGCAUGUGAAAGCAUUGUACGAAGUGUAUGAAUAUUGCUAGGUUUUGAAUGUUACAUAUCAAUUUACGAAUCAUACAUAUUGUUCAGGCUUGUAAACAUAUCAGAUUACAAAUGUAUUGUGACUUAGAAGAAUUUUGUGUGCAUUCAAUAUUCAAUUGAAUGUUUAAACAUUUCCAUACAUGUACUUACUAGGGCUUCUAGUCAGGCAAUGUCAAAUAUGAUCUGAUUUAUAUUAAGCAAAUAUGCUAAAUUAUAAUAAUGUUGUUACUUUAUUGAAGUACAAUACAUGUAAUACAUUAUUAUGAUGCAACCAUCAUACAUGUAUGUAAACUGUUAAAAUAUGUUCCGAUUCUUCAUUAUUUUUUAUGUUUAACAUGUUCCCAUCCGUCCUUGUAUUUAUGCAUACAAUAUCCAACACAAUUAAGUUAUAUAGUAUUUAAUCACAUUGGGAAGAUUGCAGUAUAUAUACCAUUAACAGUGCACAUGCCAAUACUUUUUAAAUAAUCUUUAAUAUGUAUUGUGCACACAAUGUGAAUCUCUAGCUGUUGUUACUUGAUGGAAAGUUUUCACCAACGGAAGUAGUUUAUCACAAACCUAGUGUUAAUUACUUGCAUGUGAACAUAAGAGAUAAUUAAAUAAGUCAUGGACUUUGUUGCACGCUUAUAGUUAUUUUCAUACAAGUCAUGAUAUUGUAGAAACAUAUAGAUAUAUAUAUAGAGAAUAAAUUACUCAACCUGAUUUAAAACUCAUGUUUACAAUGUAUGGACAAAGCUUGCCAUUUGGGCUAUCUCAGUGAAUACCAAGUGUACAUAACCAAUUAUUAGUGCUUGAAAGUAUACAAUACUACAUUAAUUACAUUAAUAAGCUGUCUUUAUUGUUAUUUAUAAAUUGGCUGUUCACAGCAAUGCCAAGUUUGUUUUAUGUACCUACGUGCACAGUUUGCAGUCAUUCAUUUUGUUAAGAUGGCCAAUUGUUAAAGCCAGUAGAUGUGUAUUAUUAAUUAGUUUAUAUAUUUAUUGAACAGAUUUUACAUUAGAAAAUUAAGUUACAAAAAUGCUUGUUGUUUUAUGUUUUAAUAAAAAAAAUGUUUUGCUAGCCCCAUCACAAUCACCAGCAUUAACAUUUAGAAUGGCCAGGAUUAUGAAUGGACAAGUGCAGAUAAAUAGCACAUCAUGCGCGCGUGUGUAUUUUAGGAUGUCCUUCAGCACCUGAUUCUGCACUAUGUAUGUACCCGGAGUAAGUCCCAGCACUCCAACCUUAUAAACCCUUUCCCACUUAGAUACGUAUUUUGAAGCAUUAAAAUAGUAGUCCUUUAGAAAGCUACAUUUAAUUGAAGACCUUUCUUACUAGAUUCAAGUUUUAAAGGCUUCAUUUCCAACCCUUAGAUACUGAUGAGCAGCAAAAUGCAUAUAACUUGAACAGACUGCCAGUUACUCGCAGACUGUUCUGGUUUUAUGCAGUUUUCACAUAGCCAUUUUCACUUUGCUUCUGAGUGGGAAAGGGUAAAUUUACAAGACUUGUAAGUUUGGACAAAUUGUGAAUUAUGGCUGCCAUUUCCAGCGGUUUUGUUGUUACUGAUAUUUUAAAAUUUGAUGUGGUUUUGUCUUGUGGGGGGGAGGAGGGAGUAGGAGUAUAGGGAUGAAAACUAUCCUGUAUGGUCUUGUGACCACUAUCCAAACUCACAUGCUUCCUGGAACGGGGUUGAAUCUGGGUCGCCUAGGUGAGUGCACAACAGUACUGGCAAUUUAACUGUUUAAAUAAAUCUCGUUUUAAACUUGGGCAUCUACGUACAAAAUCACAUUGCUGUGGCUUAUAAAGAAUUGUUGUAUUCAGAACUAAAACAUUUUAAUGAGGUUUAUUCAUUCAAAUCUGAACAUUUCUGUAAUAUUCUGGUUGAUACAACUAACAUUAUAGCAAAUAAACAAGAUUGAAGAUAGUGUACGGUGAGAAAUAAUAAUAAAAACAUAAUAUACAUACACACAAGGUUUCCAAUGACCCUAGGUAUUAAUAUAAGAAAUAAAUUACCAGAAUAGUGUAAAGUCUGAUACUAAAAGACCAUGCAUAAAUACUUGUUAUCCAUAAGGUUGAAAAGAUUUGCAUGAUAAAUAACAACAAAAGGGACAUUGACACAAGCAAUAGUAUAAAUGAAUAAACUAUAACUUCGACUGAUCCAUUCAAUACAUGAUCA
This is a messenger RNA of Dreissena polymorpha, 6348 nucleotides long. RefSeq names its product probable ubiquitin carboxyl-terminal hydrolase MINDY-4. The record is from RefSeq and is a predicted model, not a curated record. The coding region runs from base 97 to 2466 and encodes 789 amino acids. The transcript is spliced from 17 exons. Lineage: Eukaryota; Metazoa; Mollusca; Bivalvia; Myida; Dreissenidae. Gene Ontology annotation, molecular function: cysteine-type deubiquitinase activity; K48-linked deubiquitinase activity. Gene Ontology annotation, biological process: protein K48-linked deubiquitination.